UUCUAAAAUUAGUAACACGGGGUCCACCGCCCAGCUGUGUAUGCUGACUCAGCAUUUUCAUGUAACCGAGGCUCUCGUGCGUCUUUUUGGUAUAUAUGUCAUCCUCCAAGUCUCACGGCGUUCAAAACAUAAGAUUCAAUCAAGAUUUCGGUGAGGAUGUUUCACUGUUUCCAUGGACUCGGGAGUGAGGAUUUACAAUGUCGAGCCUCUGACUGAGCAUGGAAGAAUUGACUAUGACACAGUGGGGGGUAUUGCACAUGCUGAGAUGUUGGGCAGGACUAAUCUGCUGGCUCUGGUUGCUGGUGGUGCAACACCAAGGUUUCCAGACCGAAAUGUGAUGGUGUGGGAUGAUUUGAAACGAGCAGUCAUCUUUGAGAUUGGACUACCUUCUCAGGUUCUCUCUGUGAGAUGGAGAAAAGACAAGUAAGUUCUCCUGUAGCUAUAUGCAGGACCUAACAACAGUUAGUAUUUAUACAGUAAUUAUAUUGUGUCAGUGGUGAACAAAACUAUGUAGCUGUCAGUCACUCCCAGUGUGUGAGUACCAAGGGUAGGUAUAGGCAAGUUUUUUCCAUUAACAACCACGCCGGUAAGAAUGGCACUUCACGAAUGCCUAUACCGUUACAUUUACGAAUGUAUACGAAACCUAGCUAUGGACGCACUAACAUUGACCGAUAAUCUCCUGUACCUGGGUCUCAAACAUGGAUUAUAGAAACAUUAAACUUCAGUAUACCCACAUCAUUCCUCUGUGCCUGUUUUGUGCUUUUAAUAGCAUUACUCUCAAUUUGUGUCUUCAUGGCACAGAAUAUCUUCCUAGCUUUCUCCAACUCAGUUGGUACUACAGACUAUGAAAAGUUAUGAUUGUAUGUUUUUUCAUUACAGGUUGAUUGUGGUUUUAAUAAAUGAGAUACAUGUGUUUUAUUUCCCCACAUCCUCAACUUCUGAGGCCUCCACACCCUCCCCUAAGCAUCUCAGUACAGUCACCACUUCUCUCAACCCACGUGGCCUCUGUGAGGUAUGCUCUAGUGUAGACUGUCAACUAAUGGUAUACCCAGCCAGACAAAGAGGAGCUGUCUUGCUGAAGGAUCUGGUGUGUCUUGACCAGGAGAGAGAGGAGAGGGGAGGUCAAGGUGGGAGUGAGAGUGUGUGCACCACCCACUCCCAUGACCUGACUGCUAUCGCCCUCUCUCCCAGAGGAAACAUGGUCGCCACUGCAUCCACUAAGGGAACUAUCAUUAGGGUGCAUAGUACAUCAUCCAGGGAUCUUGUGGCUGAGUUCAGACGUGGAACUGACUCAGCAAACAUCAACUGUCUAUGUUUUAGCCUGGACUCUGAGUACAUGUUGUGUUCCAGUGACAAGGCCACAGUUCAUAUUUUUUCCAUUAAAGAUCAGACUCUAAAUAAGAAGUUAAGUUUACCAGCAGUGGGUAUCCUAAGUAGAGCAGUAUCCAGCUACACUGAGAGUCAGUGGGGGCUGGCUCAGUUCAGUCUUGCAAAAGAAGCCCUGUGUGCAGAUGGCAGCUGUCAUAAGUACACAUUCACCACCGAUGGAAACUGCUCUAGAGAUGCCUUCAACAUGUUUCUCGACAUGUUUGAUGAUCAUAUGUAAGAACUUGUCUCAAACCCACACACCGGACAAUGCUACAUUAUUAAUGUAUAUCCUUUUUCAACAUGUUUCUAUGGGACAAAACAGUGCUGUGAAACUGUUACAUGAGACAUGAGCAUGAGGCAUGUUCAUAGGGGC
Geodia barretti is the source of this 1741-nucleotide messenger RNA. The record is from the annotation of a GenBank genome assembly. NCBI's taxonomy places the organism in Eukaryota, Metazoa, Porifera, Demospongiae, Tetractinellida, Geodiidae.